AUGGAAACACCACGUGAAUACCAUACAGCAACGAUACUGAAGUCCGGCAAAGUUCUCGUAACUGGUGGUGUCGGAUAUACUGGUUACAAGGCCAGUUGUGAAAUGUAUGAUCGAUCAACUGGCCAAUGGAGCACUGCUAAAAGUAUGGCAACACCACGUGCUUCUCAUACUGCAACCUUACUUAAUUCUGGACAGGUUCUUAUUGUUGGUGGUAGUACUUAUGGAAUGGAUAGUGGUUUGGCUACUUCAGAAAUAUAUGAUCCAUCAACAGACGAAUGGACACCUACGACAAAUAUGACAGUACCACGUUCUUUUCAUACAGCAACUUUGCUCGAUUCGGGAGAAGUGCUUAUUACUGGUAAUUCAGCUAGUUCUGAAAUAUAUGACCCAACGACCCGUCAAUGGAAACCUCCUACAAGCAUGACAGUGGCACGUUAUGAUGGUAUUGCAACUCUACUCAAAUCAGGAAAAGUUCUUGUCACUGGUGGUGUCGAUGCAGUCAACUAUCUAUCUAGUGCUGAAAUAUAUGAUCCAUCCGAAAACAAAUGGGACCCGAUUAAAAGCAUGAAAAUAGCACGUCGAUUUCACACUGCUAUUCGACUUAGUUCAGGCAAAGUUCUUGUCACUGGCGGUGUAGGAUACUCAGAUUUUUUGGCUAGUUGUGAAAUUUAUGAUCCAUCAACAGGCCAAUGGAAUGAUGUUACUAGCAUGACAGCAGAACGUUCUUCUCAUACUACAGCUUUACUCUACUCAGGCAAAGUUCUUGCAACUGCUGGCUACGGUUAUACCGGUUAUUUAUAUAGUUCUGAAAUAUACGAUCCAUCAACGGGUGCAUGGAGUCCUGCAGCAAACCUGACAACAACACGUGCUUCUCAUACUGCAAAUCUGCUUAGCUCGGGAAAAGUUCUUAUUACUGGUGGUGAGAAAUUGGGCAGUUGA
Rotaria socialis is the source of this 939-nucleotide messenger RNA. The record is from the annotation of a GenBank genome assembly. Lineage: Eukaryota; Metazoa; Rotifera; Eurotatoria; Philodinida; Philodinidae.